Molecule: messenger RNA, 2387 nt
Organism: Hylaeus volcanicus
Lineage: Eukaryota; Metazoa; Arthropoda; Insecta; Hymenoptera; Colletidae
Product: D-aminoacyl-tRNA deacylase 1-like
Exons: 11
Coding region: 296-2248 (650 amino acids)
Biological process (GO): tRNA metabolic process
Cellular component (GO): cytoplasm; Golgi apparatus
Molecular function (GO): D-tyrosyl-tRNA(Tyr) deacylase activity
Source: RefSeq, a predicted model, not a curated record
UCGUAGUAGCGUAUUUUCUUAAAAGAAUAUUGAACAAUAAAGAAUUAACUUCUGUCAAUACGCUGCCAACGAUUACUUCCACGAUAUAAGAAGGCGUUCCAUUCAAUAUGAAAGCAGUAAUACAACGAGUGACAAAAGCUAGCGUUUCAGACGACCGUUUUAUCUAUUGAAAAAAAAUCCAUAAGUUCAAAUUCAAACACUCAACUUUUUGAGGACUUCUGUGUGGAAGACAUCCAAGCAAUUAUUUGUUAAUAUUGAAACAUUUUUCAAUCUCUUAAUAAUUAAUUGAGAUACAAUGGAAGAUGCUACUGAUCAGAAAGAAACAGAGGCAAUAAAUGUUGAAGAUGAAAUUUCGAAAGAAAAAUCAGAUUCUUCAGAAAGAGAACAAGUGGAAAAUGCUGGAAAUCCGGAACUGUGUAAAUCUAAAGCUACAAAUACUGGAAACAUCGAGUCUCCAAAUUUACAAUCGCGAGGAAUUCAAACAGACGAGAACACAGAAACGGUGGAAAAAUUAAAAAGUCAGUUGGAUACUUUAAUGAAUUCCUUAGCCACUCUUUCAGCGGAAAAAUCGAAAAUGGAAGCAAAUUUUCAGUUAGACAAGAAACAACUGAGAAACGAACGAGACGAGUAUGAGAAAGUGGUCAAAGAUUUGAAGGAAAAAUUGAAAAAGGCGCAAACUACAAAUUACUCCGAAAUUGAACAUGUAAAAUGUAAAUUGAUUAUGGAACGUCAUGAGAGAGAAAAAGAACAAGCUGAUCAUGCUAAAAUGAUAAAAGAACUUCAGAAGUUAGUGUACGAUGAGCGUCGAAGUAAAGAACAAUUAGAAGCGCAAGUAAAAAGUCAGUUUGCAAAUAAGACACAAUGCAAAAUACUGGAAGCUGAAUUGGAAAUUACUAGAAACAAGCUUAAACAAGCAGAGGAAGGAGCUAAAGAGACACCUCCAAUUCUACUCUCGCUCCAAUCCGAAAUGGCUGUUAUGAAGAAACAGCAUCUAAACGCGAUACGUGAAGAGCAAAAACGAGCUGCUGCUGCAGAGCAACAAGCUAGAGUUUUGGUGUUGACUCAUGAAACGAGAGUGGCAGGAUUAGAAGCAAGACUGGCUGAACUUUCUGAAAUUGUUGGUAGCUAUGAUAGGCUCAGACAACAAGAUCAACAAGCUAUUCAGAAAUUGAAAGACCAGUUAAUGAAUUUGCAAGACACCGAGCGCAACGAUUAUCUUACAUUAAACAAUGAACCAGACGAAAUAAUUUCUAAAAUAAAAAGUCUCUAUACGAAAUUGUUAGAUUUAGACAAUAAGAAGAAUGAAUCGGCACACGUUAAAUCACUGCUACGUAGUUUAGAUUUGUAUGACAAGGAACAAAUUGUCGAUUACAAGGAAAAAUAUGACAAUCUUUUGCAAGAAUUUGAAGAUUACAAACAGCAAAUGAUAUACAAAUACAAUAAUGCAAAUAUGGCUCAUAAUAUUCAGAGUCAAAACAUGACGGCGCACGACAAAAACAAUAAAACGCAAUUGCAGCUUUUAAAAUCGCACAAUAAUAAUUUAGAAGAAAGGAUACGUAUUCUAAAUAAUGAGAUCAUGAAUAAGGAAACAGAACUACGAUUAAAUUUAGAACAACAGAAGAAUUCCUUUCAAGAUGAACGUGCAAAACUGGAGCAUAUGUUGCUACAAAAAGACAACGAAUAUCGCAACAAAAUAUCUACAUUGGAGCAGCAAUUAUUACGUCAACGAGAACGAUCAAUGGCCCUAAUUGAAGAGAAGGACAAAGAGAUAUUAACUUUGAAAACAUCCUUCCAUGCAAUAUUACCUAAGAAAGAGAAGACUAUUGGAGAUGAAAUAGUUGCUCCAAAAUAUGAAAGAAGAAGCGAACCAGUCGGUGACCUGGUAACAGGAUUAUUAAAAAGCGAUAGUCCUCCGAUAUUACAUUAUAGCCAGGAAUUAGCAAGACGGGAGGUCCAGGUCUCAGCUUCCAGAAGGAAAGUUUUAGAAUUAGAAGCUUCAUUACGAGAGAAACAGAGAGAAAUUGUUCAUGUAAAAGAGAAACAAAAGGAAGAAACAAAAGUUUUUCAAGCAAAGAUUGCCAGGCUAGAAGCGUGCAAAUCUAGGGAAGGCGCUAACCUUGAAUAUCUAAAAAACGUUUUUAUUAAUUAUUUAACUACAAAUGAUGUUUCCAGCAAACGUCAUAUGCUAAAUGCUAUCUCUACAGUAUUACGUUUUACUACGGAAGAAUUGAAUAAAGUAAAACAUUAAUUAAUUUGUCAGUUAAAUUUCCUAAAAUUUAGUUACUUGCCUGUAUUCCAAUGCUAUUUCAAACGGUAUGUAGAAGAUAUACAUUAUUAAUUAUAUGUUUGGCAAUUAAACCUAAAUUUAUGAUAAAUUUUUAAAUAGA